AUGACUGCUGUCGACGACGUGUCGGCGGUGGUGCUCGAAACUACCUCGGACCGGGUCCGUGCUGGCUUUGCGGGUAGUGCGUGUCCAUCGUGCGUUCGUCUUCUGCCUGAGCUGACCACAGGGCCAGAGAGUCUCGCUUCUAUCCAGGACGCUUGGAGAGGGUCACUGGUGUCUAUCUUCGGCGCUGGAGAAGCCAUGUCCGAAGACAAUAGGCCCGCCGAGUCCGAAUCAUUGGGCAGCGAACGAACACCGUUGCUGCUCGUGGAGCCUGCGCAACCCUGGGAGCAGGAGACCCGCCAAGAACUCGUUCGCUUCGCGUUCGAGACGCUGCACGUGCCUGCCGUAUACCUCAUGCGCUCAGCGGUGGCUACGACUUUCGCCUGGGCCCGGAAGACUGCCCUCGUCUUGCACAUCGAUCGAGUCGGGGCAGUCGCCGCACCGGUUCUUGAGGGCUACUUGUUACUAAACUGCUUGCGUUCCGAUCCUCUGGUAGGCCUUCCGUGGCCUCAGCGAGACUCGUCCACUGCCGAAGAGACCAGACUGCCGCUGAAGAAAGUCGAAGCGAAGCUUUUUCCCCGUUUAACGCGACUGGUGUUUGAUGCCAUUAUGGCCGCCGAUAUUGAUGUGCGUCGUGAGCUCUUUUACAACGUAAUCGUGACGGGAGAUGGCCUAUCGCAGCUCGAGGAGCAAGCACUGGUGCAGCGACUUGACGAAACCCUGGGAGAGGUCUGCCCACAUCUCUUUCGCCCACGAGUUGUGAACGCCUCUAAUGAGCAGCUGUUUCAUCCAGGUGUGUCGGCCGCCUGGGUGGGUGCAAGUCUCUGUGGAACGCUCGGCGUUUUUCAUCAACUAUGGGUAUCUCGAUCCGAUUGGGAGGCAUCACCUCCCUCGAUUCUAGAGGAUCGCUGCCCAUGA
Messenger RNA from Cyanidioschyzon merolae strain 10D, 915 nucleotides. Its product is annotated as similar to actin-related protein. NCBI's taxonomy places the organism in Eukaryota, Rhodophyta, Bangiophyceae, Cyanidiales, Cyanidiaceae. Gene Ontology annotation, molecular function: DNA binding. The record is from RefSeq and is a predicted model, not a curated record. The transcript has a single exon. The coding region runs from base 1 to 915 and encodes 304 amino acids. Gene Ontology annotation, biological process: regulation of DNA-templated transcription.